Molecule: messenger RNA, 1194 nt
Organism: Aspergillus steynii IBT 23096
Lineage: Eukaryota; Fungi; Ascomycota; Eurotiomycetes; Eurotiales; Aspergillaceae
Product: cytochrome P450
Exons: 4
Coding region: 1-1194 (397 amino acids)
Molecular function (GO): monooxygenase activity; heme binding; iron ion binding
Source: RefSeq, a predicted model, not a curated record
AUGCAUGGCCUCCUCCCUGGUUUCGCGGCGUUUACUACGAAGUAUAUGCCAGUAAAUAAGACAUUCAACUCCUUUGUGCUUAAAGAACUCACUUCGGCCAUAGAGAAAUCCGCAGGCAUCCUCUCCUCAGAGGCUCAUAACCAUCUCCAACAGAUUUGGACUCACAACACAGAGUGGCAUGAAGUCUUGCUAAAAGACACCAUUUUAACACUACACUCCGGCAUGAGCAGCCGCAUAUUGGUAGGAAAGGACCUAUCCCACGAUCAGUCUUGGACGGAGCUCGUCAAGCGCAAUGCUGUGAAUUCGUUUCAAGCGGGCGAUACGAUGUACAACUGGCCUAAGAUCUUCCGAUAUCUAGUCCACUGGUUCCUGGCCCCUUGCCGCACCCUACGUAGGGACAUGAGAGAAGUUCAACAGCGCGUCAACGUAGUCAUACAACAGCGCCGAGAAUCCCAGGCUGCUCAAAAGUUGCAAGGGAAGUCUUCUGAGUAUUUCGACUCGAUCCAAUGGAUGGAAGAGGCGGCAGGCGGUCACGACUACGAUCCGGCGUUGGUCCAGCUGACGCUGUCGAUGGUAUCGGAACAUACGAUGACGGAUCUACUGACACAGACCAUGCUGAACCUGACAAAACACCCAAACCUGGUGCAGGAUCUACGCAAGGAGAUCAUCGCGGCGAUGAAAGACGAGCAGUGGGGCCGACGAUCCCUUCGCAAACUCAUACUCAUGGACAGCAUGUUCAAGGAAACGCAGCGCCUGAAACCAAUCAGCCGAGGCACAAUGAGACGUAAAGCGCUUACCAACGUCCGCUUAUCUGAUGGACUCGAGGUCCCUAAAGGCACGACAUUCUUUGUCUCCUCAGAACACAUGCAAAGCAAUUCUACAUACCCGCAUGCGCACACAUUCGACGGAUACCGCUUCUACAAUCUUCGACAAGAGCCCGGCCACGAGAACCUCCACCAAAUAGUCAACACCAGCGCCGACGAGGUCGGAUUUGGACACGGGGGAUAUGCGUGCCCGGGACGAUACUUUGCGGAUGCUGUGGAGAAGAUCUCACUUUUCCAUAUCUUGCUGAAGUACGAUUUCCGCCUGGCUGAGGGAUCGAGUGCCGAUCCUAUAAAUUAUGGCACGUCUUUGAUCUCGGACCCGACGGCGAAAUUGGUUGUCAAGCGUCGGCAGGAGGAGAUCACACUAUAA